Molecule: messenger RNA, 633 nt
Organism: Venustampulla echinocandica
Lineage: Eukaryota; Fungi; Ascomycota; Leotiomycetes; Helotiales; Pleuroascaceae
Product: DUF341-domain-containing protein
Exons: 3
Coding region: 1-633 (210 amino acids)
Cellular component (GO): cytoplasm; nucleus
Source: RefSeq, a predicted model, not a curated record
AUGCAAACAGCUGCACUCCGUUACGAGCUUGCAGAUCAACAUACAUACCGCUUCCUCCAGGGUGUCGUACCUUGGUCAUUAGUUCCAGGACUCGAGUCACUUUCUGAUCAGUCAGCUGAGCACUACGCAUACUACAACGUUGGCGCAGGGGCUGCUUCUAGCAUUGCAAUAGCACUAGACCAACUGGAAGCCUACAUAGCUUUGGAAGGGCCCUUUGAUGGUGUAUUGGGGUUUUCACAAGGAGCAGGUUUGGCUAUUAUGCUACUAGUGCGCAGAUAUCACGGAGAUCCUGUGGCACCUCCUCCAUUUAAGUGUGCUAUUUUGUUUUCGCCGGUUUCAGUUUACGAUCCUGUGGCAUACGAGAAAAGAGGUCAAGUCAGGCUCUUGGAUGGUACCCUCGAUGGCAAGUACAGCAUCACGAUACCUACUGCCAUCAUAUACGGAAAGGAAGACAGCAGGAAGCAGGAGUGCGAGGGUCUACUUUCUUCGUGUGAUCCAACGAAACGGUCCGUUCUAAUUCAUGAAGGGAAUCAUGAAAUUCCUGGGAUUGGUCUUCGUUCUGAACUAGCCGGGACAGUAAACAUGGUUCGACGAGCCAUCUACCAGGCAGAGCUUCAAAGUAGCACAGAAUAA